Heterobilharzia americana is the source of this 2502-nucleotide messenger RNA. The record is from the annotation of a GenBank genome assembly. Lineage: Eukaryota; Metazoa; Platyhelminthes; Trematoda; Strigeidida; Schistosomatidae.
AUGAGUCUUGAAGUAAAUAAUCGAUGUAUUGGAAUAAAUCCAAUAAAACUUAUCGAAGAAGCAUUAGAAGCAUAUAAAAAUAGGGAGACUGAAGCAUGUGUCAAAGAAACAAGUGAAAAUCUGAGAAUUGAAAACGCAGAACCUAUUCCAUUAGCAAAGCUAUCAUCUAGAGCAAAAUUAGGGGAAAUCUUAUGGAAUGAAAUGAAAGAUGGAAAGGAAAUAUCUGAUAGUCUUAUAGUUGAGUUAACAUAUGAAAAGAUAAAAACACUUCAGCCUUCAACAGGGUUUAUACUUGACGGUUUUCCAACUAAUUAUAAUCAAGCCAGACUACUUGAACAGAAGUUGACUGGAUACAAAUGCGAAAACAAUACGUCUUCAAAUAACUCAUCUGCAAGGUCCAAAUCAGAAAACAUACAACAGCUCAAAGGCUUGGAUAUUAUAGUUCUAUUAGACGUGUCAGAUGAAAUUAUUUUAAAGCGGUUAGCACAUACAACAUUGUCUAAGAUAGAAUUAAAUUCUUCUUCUGUGGUAAAGUAUCCAAUGACUCAUGAAGAAACAGAGAUGCAAUCAUCCUCUUUCGUGAACAAUGAAACUAAUAAUGAUGGUAAUAACGAUAAAAAUUUGGACAAUAAUCGAAGCGUAACAACACAUACGGACAGUUUUAACUACUCACUAACUUUACAAGAAACCCAAGGUAAUAUACUUGAAAGACUAAGUGAAUUUGUUCACUCAUGGCCUAAGUUAUAUAAAUUUUAUCAUGGAAAGUUAUCAAAUUUGUGUGUGGUGAAUCUAACUGAUUUAUUAUCAAAUUCAACAUGUGCUCAUGACGCUAUUGGAGAUAUCGAUGAUGAUACGAAAAAUGAAUCAUAUAAACUGGCUGUUUAUUUAGAAGUUGAAAGGCAAAUUGAAUUAUUUAUUGAAAGAAGAGAACAAGACACAGAUAAGGCAAAAUUAUCUGAACAAAUUAGACUAGAUGCGACUCCUACUAAUCUGGAUAAAUUUGAAGAGGCAGAGAGUAAACUUACAUUACUAUCAAGCGCUAUAACCGCAGCAAUGGACAAUGACAAGAAUAGUAAAAAACUAAGUGUGAGCAACGAUAAAGUUGAAGAUGAAAGUUUGAAAGUUACAAGAGAAAAUACUGGUUCAGCGCGACUUACUGAGCGUCCUACAACAGCCGAAAUUUCUUCCAGUGGCAAGAAUUCAAGAAAUUCAGAACACAGUGAUAGCAGUAAAAGAGAGAGGGGCACUGAAAACAAACGAAAAUCAGAUGGAAGCAGAUCAUCAUCUACUGGACAAAACUCGCAUCACACUGACAAUAAGGAAAGAAGAAUGAAUUCAAGCGAUCGCAAUAAACAAUCUGAAUCUACUAAUAAGGUGAAGUCAAGAAGUCGUUCUGGUAGUGAAAAGAGGCAGCCAAAGAAGACAAAAUUAAAGUCGCUUGCCUCACCACAAUUAGUUAAACCUCAAAAUGAAGAGUCAACUCCUCAACCAAAAUUGCCACAACCUGGGGAUGAAAACUAUCAGUUUGUUGACGUAAUGAUAAAGCAAGAGUCAGCGCAGAUAUUACUGAAAUUGUGGGAUAGCACGAAAACUGUUUACCACCAAAAUUUAAAACUGAUUUUUCGCCAUAUUCGUCUUCUUAACUCAGAUAUCAUACCACGUAUGUACAAUAUAAAACAACAGUUUUAUAACUAUUUGUACAGGCCCGAUUCAAAACAACAUUUUGUCAGUCAAUUUAUCAUUACAUUUAAUUCACUCUUGAUGGAAAUGCGAGCAGACAAAGAAACUAAAGCUGACUUGCAUUGUCGGACAGAUGAUUUACGUGACACACUCUAUGAAAUCAUAGACGAAUCAAAACAAGCAAAUGAAAACCGUUUGGAGAUUUUACUUGAUGUACCUGGUUGGUUUACCCAUAAACAAAGAUUAAUGAUCAAUUUAUAUCUCUCCCUAUUCCAAGUCGAAUUAGCUCAAUUCCAAGAGCAUGCACAACUGAUAAAAGAUUAUUACAAUGCGAUGGAGGCUAAACCUCAAACAGUUGAAGGUGAACCGAUUCAAGUUUUGUCUGGAACAGUUGAUGCAAGUCGCAUAGAGUACACAAGAAUACCGCUUCUGAAGCUUCCUGAUGAUACUACAGAUACUGGUGACAUUUCUGAUCCUCGAAAAAGUGGAUCAACAAGACAGAAUUCAUCAAGAUCCAGUUCGAAUAGGGGAAACAAGGCAAAGCCAACAGACUCAGGAAAUAAUUUCUUAUCAAGAUAUCCAACUCCAAUUGACUCAAAGUUAGAAACCUUACCUAUGGAAUUUCGUAGUCAAAUUAAUCUACUGAAUUAUAAUUCAUCAUUACAAGAAGUUUUUGCAGCAUUUAGCAAAAGUGGAUUCGCUUUAACAAAUCAGAGUACUUUAACCCAAAAAACCAAAAAGGCACUAAACCAUCUGGUCCAGGGUCCACUUACUUUGACUGUUGACUAUAGAUAUAUAAUUGGAUUUACAGCUUAUAAUUAA